AUGCAACGACGUGAGCGCAAAUUCACAGCUCGACGUUCCAAUCCGUAUCCUGCAGAUGUUAUUCUUGCUUCUGCGGCAUCAUCAGCAACAACAGAAAUUCAAGAAACUCCAUCUCCUACACAAGAAAGAAGUUCCAUUCUUUCUUCUUUCGCUAAAUUUUUCACAAAUUUAAUCCCAACAACAUGGCUAUCCAGAAAGAGCGUGCAGAGCAGCAGCCGAGAAACAACAUUGAGCAAUGAGAGUAGACUGGAUGAAGAAUUCUCGGAACAACCACAAGUAGACGAAGAAUAUGUUGAUCAAAUUUUAAAACUCUAUCCUCAAGCAUCUCCUGAAGAAAUUCGAAUGGCAUCAAGCUGUCCAAGUUUAUGGCAAAUUGUUCAUGAUGCCGUUGAGGCUAAAAAACAAAAUAUUGGAAACUACUCUCGCAUUGCAAAUACCGAUCUCGGAUUAAGCACUAAUGCCACUGUUCAUUCGGAGUUUAAUAACGAUAUUAUAUCUAUUGAAGAUGAAGAUGACCACUCCAAAUUGAAAUCGUCAUCAUUAGGUAUGGAAAACAAAACCCCAACAGAUGUAGUUCGAUCUAUGAUCAAAGGAACAUCAAGUAAUCAUUCUGGAGUUUCAUCUCAACAACAAAAUCGCGCACCGCAAUCAGCCUUCAAUUUCCCAACAUCUCCUAUCAAAACAAGUGGAGAGGAUUCACAACAUAAUGGCCAUUUCAGCAACACAAUCUAUCCAAUUCCAAAGAAGAGGCUCUUGUUUCCAGGAAGUCUCAGUUCUCAGAAAAAGGAGCUUUUAAAUCCACAUAUUGUGCGCGGAAAUGUAAAGAAAGAUACUACUACAUCAAAGCGAUCGCAUGAGUCCUUUGAACCACAAAAAUCAAACAUACCACCAGAGGCAGAAAACAACCCUACAAAACGUGUGAAACAUUUAUAUCCUCAAGGAGCAAAAACCUACAGCGAAACAGCAAAGAGAAUUCUAGAGACUCUUGACCAAUUGUCGUCUCCUUUGAUUGACGUGGAAAAAGUACCACCAAAACCAUUAGCUAUGCGUUUAUCUACUGUGGAAAGAACUCAAUCCAAGCUAAGAAAGAGCACCUCUCAACCCCAUGAUGAUGAAGAAGAUGUAAUUCCAUCAUCGAGUAUGACUGAUGUUGUAUCCACUUCAAAAGUUGAAUCCAGAAAGAAGGAGCAAGCUCCAUUAGCUGAAAAGAAAGAAGUUACUAAACCCGAAAAACCAGUCAAAACUGCCAAAUUCGCUACCAGUGUCGAUGAAGCCACUCCAAUCAAAAGAAAGCAUAUUGUUAGAAAAGACUCAACACCAUAUGCCAGAAAAAGUAAGCAAGCAGAGCCAGUAGAAGAAGAGGAGGAAGAAGAAGAAGAGACCUUUGAAGAAGCAACAAGAGAAAAGAGAGAAAAACUUUCUCAAGUGCCCUCACUUUCUAAUUUCCUUCCUCCUUCUGCCUCGAUCAAUUUUACCUUCAACUCUACGAAACCUUCAGCUGCCACUACUGAAAAAUUGGUAAUGAAUGAAAAACCAAAAGACAUUGAAAUGAAAGAAAUCACUCCAAAGCCUACAACAACAACAACUACUACUAGUGAAAUACUCUCCACCACAAAACCAGCUGUCGAACAAAAGAAAGAAAUAAUCAGCGAGACGAAAGAAACACCAAAGGAAGAACUUUCAUCCAUCACUUCGCAGCAAACAAAAAAGCCUCAACAAGAAAAACCAAGUUUUUCGUUUAACUUCCUCACAAAGCCAUCAGAUCCUGCUGUUAAAAAGCCUGAAGCCUUAGAGCCAAAGAAGGAUGAAACAACAAUCUCUACAGCAGUUCCAGUAACAACAAAGGAGCCACAAGCAUCCACAUCUAUUCCAGAUGAGUCGGAUCGAUCCAUUACACCUGUUUCAAUUUCAUCUUCAUCCGAAGAAGAAGAAGAAGCUCCAAAAGAACCAUCUGGAUUUAAGUUUACCUUCCCGACUGGAGGCGUCUCAUUCCCCUCUGCAAGUGCUACCAUACCUCAAAAGGAAGAAAGCAAACAAGAAAAGGUGGAAGAAAAGAAGAGUGAAAAUGUCGAACGACCAAAAUUCUCUUCUGUCUUCUCUUCGUUUAUCAGCCAACCUGAAAAGAAGGCCGAAUCGACAUCUGUAAUUCCACCAAAAUCUCCUGAAACAACAACGGAAACAUCGACAGCCACUGGCUUCAAUUUUGCCCAACCCUCAGCAUUGACAAAAGCUGACUCUGAAAAACCACAAACAAACGGAGGAUUUGUAUUCACAGCAACACAACCCACUAGCUCUGCUCCAAGCUUUGGAUUUUCAACAAAGGCAACUGAAGAAAAGAAAGAUGAGUCUGUAACUUUCAAACCUCCUACUUCAUCCAUCUCAUUCAGCUUUGGUCCUCCAAAGACCACCGAAGAGAAGAAAGAGUUGACCUGGAGUGGGGGUCUUAAUUUCGGAGGUGCUUUUGUACCACAAAAAUCUGUAAACCCUCCAACCGAGACAAAAGAGGAAAAGAAAGACACUACAGAAACGACUGGUCUCAAGUUUGGUGGAUCUACAACAACUCCCUCUUUCUCUGUCACACCCUCUCCACCUGAAAAGAAAGAUGAACCAACAUCAUUCACCCCAAGCUUUUCGUUUGGAGGUUCGACUUCCACCAAAACAACAAGUGAUACCAAUGCACCAAUCUCUUUUUCAUUUGGAAGUUCAAGCAGUGAUAAACCAACAUCAUCUGGCAUAUCAUUUUCAUUUGGAGGAGCGAAUAUAGCUUCAAGUGCGCCCACAACGACUACUCCAGUUAAUUUCUCUUUCGGUAGCUCUGCCUCCAAGGAAGAACCAGCAAAACCCCUCGAAGACAAGUCACAAACUGAACAACCUCCAGUCAAACCAGCAUUUUCAGGAAUCUCCUUUUCUUUCAAUAAGCCAACUUCAUCCACGGACAACACUAGUACAGGUAGUGGAGGCAGUCUCACAGAAAAAGCAUCAACAAGUGUACCAACUUCUUUCUCAUUUGGAUCCAUUCCGAAACCACAACAGUCAGAUUCAAGUUCAACUACUCCAACCUCAAAUGUUGGCUUUUCAUUUGGAGCAACAUCGACAGGAGCUGCCUCACCUCCAACCAGUGUUACCUCAGCAGACUCUAAGCCACCAACAUCAUUUGCAUUUGGAUCCACCUCUUCAGAUACACCAGCAUCAAACGAAGUCAAGUCCAGUUUCUCUUUUGGUGGCUCAUCGAUUCAAACAACAGCAAUAGAUGCAUCCAAAACAUUUAGUUCUGGAGGUUUCACUUUUGGUGCUAAACCUGCUGCACAAGAAGUUCCAUCUUCAGGAGCUACUCAAAAUAAGUUUGUUUUUGGUGCUCCAAGCAAUCAACCUCCUUCUACUGGAUUUUCUUUUGCAAUUCCAAAUCAAGGUACAACUUUUUCAUUCGGUAGUGUUUCUUCUCAACCAACAACAACUACACCUAGCUUUGGAGGCAAUUCAAUGCUCGAAGAUGACUCUGCUAUGCAUCAAUCUGGAAUGAAUUUCCCAUCUUCUGCAACAAGCUUUACUCAACCUGCCGCAUUUUCUGCAAUUACACCAACAACUCCUUCCAUCUCUCCAUUUGGGCCUCCACAAACAAAUGCUUUCUCUUCUGGAAUGCCAAAUCCUUUCAAUGCCAGUUCUGCUCAACCUGAAUUUCCAGACCAAAGAAAACCCAUUAAGGCAAUAAGAAGAAGAAAAUAA
Molecule: messenger RNA, 3723 nt
Organism: Naegleria fowleri
Lineage: Eukaryota; Heterolobosea; Eutetramitea; Acrasida; Naegleriidae
Exons: 1
Coding region: 1-3723 (1240 amino acids)
Source: RefSeq, a predicted model, not a curated record